Molecule: messenger RNA, 429 nt
Organism: Lactuca virosa
Lineage: Eukaryota; Viridiplantae; Streptophyta; Magnoliopsida; Asterales; Asteraceae
Source: the annotation of a GenBank genome assembly
AUGGAAGACUUACCAGUACCUGUCAUGUCCGACAUUCUGUCAAGACUUCCUGUGAAGACAAUCAUCCAAUGCAAGUGUGUAUGCAAGAAGUGGCUGGAUCUCGUUUCCGACUCUUACUUUGCCAAUCUUCACCUCUCAAGAUCACCUGCAAGCCUUAUGAUUCAUCAUAGUUCUGAAAUUAACGAGAGAGCAGGUAUUUUGAAGUGGGUGGAGCUUGAAAACAAAGUCAAUCACCACAAUUUACAGCAUGACCCUGCCAUGAGUCUUGACCUUAAUCUUGCACCCAUUUUCCAAGACGCUCAAAUACUUGUUGUGGGCUCGGUCAAUGGUUUGCUCUGCCUGUGGAAUGGACUUAACUCUGAUAACUAUUUCAUAUGCAAUCCAGUGAUGGAGGGAAUAUAUGAUCCUCCCCACACAACAUUACCAUAA